ACUACCCAAUUCUAACAUACCACCAGUUAACCUUACUUAGAAAGUCAGUUCGUGUUUGGCUGUUGAGUGACGAGUACGUGUGUGUUUUGGAUCACGUAAAGUAAAAUUUCAUUAUUCUCUUUGGAAGGCUGUGUUACUUUCGUGUUGGUUUUCAUGAUUUAUUUUGAUGUUGGGCUAUAAUCAUGAGGAAUCGCAUCAGGAAAACACAGCCAUUUUGUCACGAGGAUAUGCAAAGUGCCGUAAAAGCAGUAAUAACCGAUGACAUGAAAAUUAGACCUGCUGCCAUCCGAUAUAGAGUGGAUCAUGUGACACUAAGCCGUUACGUUAAGAAACAGAGAGCCCUCGGAAAGAAUCAGGAAAUUAUUCAUUGCAAGCCACACUAUCAGACCCGCCUUGUGUUUACGAAAGAUCAAGAGUCCAUACUUGCUGAAUAUUUGAAAACCUGUGCGAAAAUGUAUUACGGAAAAACUACAAGAAACACCCGUGAGCUGGCUUAUGAAAUGGCUACGCUUAAUGGAAUAAGAGUGCCAGAAAGCUGGCAUAAAAAUAAAUCGGCUGGUUUAGAUUGGAUGCGAGGAUUUUUUAAGAGAAAUGGAACUUUGAGCAUAAGACAACCAGAGAACUGCUCGUUGUCAAGAAUGACAUCUUUUACUAGACCAAAUGUGGAGUUAUUCUUCCACAACCUGGAAGAAGUUUUAAAUAGAUUUGGUGAUCAACUCAAUCUGGAUGAAACGGCCACUAGCACAGUUCCAAGCAAAUCUGUAAAAGUCAUCGCCCAUAAAGGUGCAAGGACCGUUUCCAAUUCAGCAUCUGCCGAACGCGGAAUUUUAGUAACUACUACUAAAAAAGUGGUGAAACAAUCCCCCACCCUGAGUUACCAUAAAUUUGGUCCAUUCAACCGGAUUGGAUUGGAAAAUAGUCCAAGAAAGGAAAUAACAAGUGAAGUGAGCACGGAAAAUUCCACGAGGCAUCGUACGUAUCAAGCGAGAAACAGAGAGGUCCGAGUCAACAGCGACGACCGAGACAAGGACACAAGGCAGCAGGUGGCGACGAUCACGCAGGCAGCAGGUGACGAGUGA
Molecule: messenger RNA, 1079 nt
Organism: Coccinella septempunctata (seven-spotted ladybird)
Lineage: Eukaryota; Metazoa; Arthropoda; Insecta; Coleoptera; Coccinellidae
Exons: 4
Coding region: 183-1079 (298 amino acids)
Source: RefSeq, a predicted model, not a curated record